Coregonus sp. 'balchen' is the source of this 1004-nucleotide messenger RNA. NCBI's taxonomy places the organism in Eukaryota, Metazoa, Chordata, Actinopteri, Salmoniformes, Salmonidae. The record is from the annotation of a GenBank genome assembly.
AUGAGGGCGGACAGGAGGGUUGAUAUACCAGUUUAUGACAUUUCACUGCUCAGAAACAUUUGGGAAGGCAGAGUGAAAAAAUACAAACACAAGCAGAAGAAGGAACGCGAACGAGUACAGCAAAGCGCUCUGGCAAAGUAUGUUUAUUAAUCAAAACUGAGGUUUGAGAACCAUAUCCUAGAUAUAUUCUCAUAUUAUUCUCAUAAGGAAAAUUCAACCCAAAAACUAUCUUUAGGUAUUUGUAUCAUUAUUCCAUUGUUAAUAUAGUCCCAAUUUUCUUUUGCAUGUCAGCAAUCAAGUUAACAUAUAUAACUUUCAAAAUAGAGAAAUACAGCUGGUAUGAUGCAUUGUGCAUCAUAUGAUGCAAAUCGCAGCAUUAUAUGAUUCAAAAUGCAUCAUACCGGCUGUAUUGCUGUAAGUUAUAUAUCUUGAAAAUGUGAUUUCUGACAUGCAAAACAUAUUGGGACUAUACCAACAAUGUACUAAUGAAACAAAUACCGAAAUAUAGGGUGGAGUUUUCCUUUAAGUCACCUAGAUUACCAGUCUGUUUGUGCCAUCAUGCAACUCCUUGUUUUGAGCGGCAAAAUAUUUGGUAUGACAAGAAGACUGGACAACGAGUGGCAUGAUGGCACAAACAGACUGGUACCCAGGUAAACUAGAUUCACCUGAGCUAUGUGAUAAUGACUACAUCCAACACCAGUGUCUUCCUCAUUGCUCUCAUCCAGACAAUGUAUUUUCAACAAUUGAUGUUGCUGUGAUGAUCUGUGCGAACCAUGCCUUUUGUAAAUAAGCUACUACACAACUGUCAAUGUUUCUAGAAAAACCUUUAAAUGUUUUUCCCAAGGAUCGAUCAGCAAUGGCAGUAUCGCAUAGCAUGCAAGAAAUUGAAGUCCAACGAAGUGGAAGUGCUCCAACACUACCUGGAGAGAACCGCUCUGAAUGAAAUUCAGCCCCACCAGGAUGUACCAAACACAGGCAAGCUCAGCCAGAUCCUUUACUGUUAG